UAGACAGUGUUCGACUAUGACUAUUCUUAGUAAGAUGUCAUUUGUGAAGGCAUUCUGAUUUUGCGAAACGAAUAAGUAAACGAAGGGAUUUUUUUUUUAAUUCAAAGAUGAUUUUGAAGGAGUCAAACCGACUUCCUUGACACAAAACAAGGAAUCCGAGUUUCAUUUUAAGGAGUCUAGGACUACCGGACACCGUUAGUGUCAAUCACUGUCGGAUAGUCACAACGCGAUUGGACAAAAGAUGUCUGCUCUCCGCGAACAAAGCUCGGACACAACAUUAACGAGACAAGAAAUAUGUAAGGUUGACAACGACAUGAAUACGCAAUCCAGCGGCGUUAAGUUGUUUGAAAAGGUAUUCUCAGAUAUAAGAUCUGCAGCGAAAGAAAUGAUUCCCCGGAUACAGGAACCAACUGAUAUGCGUUCGCUUGAGGAAAAAACAGCGAUUUUUGAGUCAUCAUUGAGACAAGCGGAAAAGAUGUUCAAAGAUCAGGAUUCUCAUUACCGACGUCUGUGGGAAAGGAGCUGUUUUCUGGAAGCAGCUCUUAAUGCUAGCCAGGAAAAAACAAUUCAAAUGAAACGGGGCUUACAUGAAGAGAAAAUGAAGGAAUGUGAAAUUUUUAAAUCUCAAAUUAUCACAGACCAUUGUAGGGAACUUCUACCGAUAGUAAAAUCAUUAGAAGACAUGAGAAAGAUCUGUGUGAAAAACGAGGAAACUUUUCUGAAGGAACGGACCCUCCUACAACAAUCAUUAGAAGAUAUGAGAAAUAUCUGUGUGAGAAACGAAGAAACUUUUGUGAAGGAAAUGGACGACCUACGAAAUAUAUGUGUGAGAAACGAAUUAGCUUUUGUGGAGGAAAUGGACGACCUACAACAAGAGAUAGCACGCAGAGAAGAAGAUAUUAAAAAACUAAAUUUGCAAUUACUGAAGUCUUGCAGUAAAGAGGACAGAACCGAAUGGCUACGACAAAUUGAAACACAAGAAGAACACAUUUUCAUCCUGAAGAAGAAGGAAAAAAUACUGCAAGACGGAGUGAACACAUUGAAAGAAACUGUCGAGGUACUGAGACGUAAGUCCGAUGUGACCUUAGGCGUUAGCAGUGAAUCCAGUCACCAACUUGAGCUGUUGAUUGAAAAAGAAGCGCAAUGGGAACAAGAAUAUGAUGAGAUUCAAAAAGAACUUAAAAACCAUGACAAGCUGUUGAGCGGUCAUCAGGUGAAUAUGACGGACUCUCCAACUACCAGAGGACUCUCUUCUUUGUCAACAGACAUGUUUGAAAACGACGAGGUUACGCUUCGUAAACACAAUGAUGUGCAAACAUAUUCGACGGAAAUACAAGAAUCUUCCGAAGUUAAAGAGGAAACAACAAAAAAUAAAGAUUGUUCAUCCGACAGCGCUCAGUCAGCUCCGAAUAAACCAGUCAUCAUGGAGCUGCUCGUGUCUGUAGAUAUCAAACAGACUGGAGAUGAUCAGAAGGAACCUUUCCUCUCUGGGCUUGACUUCCUACCAGACGGGAGACUGGUAGCCGUGGAUAACUGGAAUUGGAAAUGUAUCAUAUUGGAUGACCGAUUACAGAUACUAGGAACGCCGUACACGUUCAAUGCAUAUCCAUAUGACGUUGUAUGUCUGGCUCAGUGUGAGGUGGCAGUUGCGAUGUAUAGGACAGUGUGUCUUCUGUCCGUGAGUUCUGACAAUGUCAUCAGUCUGACCAGGCAGAUUAACACAUCCACAGAGGUAGACUCUAUAUGCUGCAUGACCCCAACUACCAUGGUCGUGAACACAUACGAUGAUCCACGUCCAGUGAGAAUGAUACACCAGACCGGUGUGGAGUCUGAUUUUGACCGUGUGCUGUUUAAUAAUAAGACGUACACAUUUGAAGAGAGCAAGUGCACGUAUGUCCCUUCAAAGAACACGUUGGUACUGACUGAUAGGUAUGCUCACACAGUGUACAUGUUCGACACCGUGAAGGGAACGUCUAGAGCAGUCACUAAUGAGAACAUACAGCGACCAAUUGGUGCCUGCGUCGGACCCGGUGACACGGUGCUGGUGUGCAGUGGGGCUAAGAACUCCAUCGUACACAUCACUGUUGAUGGGGACAUUCUAUGUACCUACCAUGUAGAUAUGCAAUUGCCGUAUACCCUGUGUAUGAAAAAUGAUGGGAGCAGAUUGGUCGUGUCUGGUUGUAAAGAGGGAAUGAAGAAAAUGAUGAUGUACAAAUUAUCAUAAAUGGCAUCAUACGUAGCUAUUCAUUUUUUUUACAAUUAUGCAUAUGCUACCUGUAGAAUUCUUUUUGAUUUUUGUUGUAAAGGACUAUCUAGGUUUAUGCUAUUUGAUUUGUAUUCUUGGUUAUAUAAGGAAUGUACAUACGCAUCCGUGUACAAACUGCAACUACACAAAUAAUACAUUUCAACAAAUUACAAGCAUGUGUGAUAGAUAAACGGUUUAAUGGUGUAUUAUGCACAUGUUUAAAGCAGAAAAGUCUCAUCUCUGUUUGAUGUAAAAUAUAACAGUUACUUUUCCUCAGUUACUAUAUGUUAAUUAUGAAAUAAUCAUUGUAUAAAUACUUUUCAACACAUGAUUAUGAACACAACUAUUUUAAUUUAGAAA
Molecule: messenger RNA, 2605 nt
Organism: Dreissena polymorpha
Lineage: Eukaryota; Metazoa; Mollusca; Bivalvia; Myida; Dreissenidae
Exons: 13
Coding region: 242-2224 (660 amino acids)
Source: RefSeq, a predicted model, not a curated record